This is a messenger RNA of Arachis stenosperma, 1459 nucleotides long. RefSeq lists its product as uncharacterized. The coding region runs from base 574 to 954 and encodes 126 amino acids. The record is from RefSeq and is a predicted model, not a curated record. The transcript has 4 exons. NCBI's taxonomy places the organism in Eukaryota, Viridiplantae, Streptophyta, Magnoliopsida, Fabales, Fabaceae.
ACAGCAGGCGCAUACACUCAACGCAGAAAAGGGGAGAAGAGAAACGUGAAGAAGGAGAGGGGAGGGGGAGGAUGGCGCCGGCGGGCGUUACUGCCGCCGCGCCGUCAUGUCGUGCAGAGGAUAGAGAAGUGAGAGCCGAGGAAAGAGGCCGCUGCGGUCGAGCUUGCCGUCGUCCUCAUGGUACUCCAACCGUCGAGCUCAUAAGCAUGGAGGAAGCACAACCGCCUCGGAGUCCGCCGUCAGGUCGAGUCGAAGGAAGAGAGACGCGUGGAGUCGUCGUCGCGACCAGAGGGGAGAUCUGAGAAAGAAGGAAGAGAGCGAAGGGGUCCUCGCUGCCAUGCUCAGCCUAUUGCAAGCCCCGCCGCGCUGCGCCGCCAGUGCCGUCGUUGUCACCAUCGAUGGAGGAGAGAAGGGAGAACGCUCGCGUGGAGCUACUGCAGAGCCAGCCGCCGCCACCAAGCGUCCAUAGUCACUGCGUUUCCCCGCGGUUGAGGGCGUCUCCACCACUGCACCUUGGCCGACGGUACUGCCGAUCUGCUGCUCUGCGGUGCGUAGCUGGAGCUUCUGUUGCUGAUGCUGGAGAUCGGUGGUUGCCGGAAGACACUAUUGUUGUCACUGCUGAAAGAGGGAAAAGCUGUGGCAUUGUUCUGGCCGCCAGGAGAAGUUAUGAGGCCUCUUGAACCACCGCUGGAGCUUCUGGCUACUUCUGUCGUUGUCAAAAAAGUUGCCAUCAUCGUGAUUGGAAUUCAUCGCCGCUGCCGCUUGAGGUGGCUGUCGGGCUGCCGCCGAGCCGGUUCGAAGACCGCCGCGGUGUCGGUUCAGCCUUUCCUCCUUCGAUUCGUGUUGCUAUGGUUAUUGCGAAAGUGGCUGGGAGCUGAGGUUUUGGUUGCCGGUGAUUUCGAGUUGAGGCAGAAAGGACUCUGUGAGACGUUGGGUUAUGGAAUUGCGUUUUGAGUAAUUCCCAAAAACCCUCUACUGAGAACCCUUUCGAUGAUGAUGUUCUCACCCCCCUACAUUUUUCUCCUUUCAAGAUAUGGACGCAGAUGUCACGAAGAAUUUAUUUAAUUGUUGUUGAGAUGCUCUGUGCUGCUUUAGUUAUUAUUUAUUGUACCCUCACCUUUAUCCUGAUAUAUUUUGUAAGAGAAAUAGGGAUUGUAUUGGUUAAUGUUUGUAAUAUUAUUUAUAUGUAUGUAUGUAUAUAUAUGAAUGUACUCUUUACGAGUUUCUGUAAGUUGUAUGGUAUGUAUGGAUAUACGUUGUAUAACAAAAAUAUUUUUGGGAGCGGUUUUGCGGUUUAAAGUUUUAAACAUGCUCAUUUUUUAGUAUUAAAUAAUAUAAGUGUCGUCGUAAUGUCCGAACUAUCAGAGUCGCACAGCCGGAAGCGUGAGUUUUGAUAGUUAGGGUAUUACAGACUACACAUUUUAAUAUAAAAAAUUCUAAUUUUUUGUGUCUAUCAUUU